AUGCCUGACAUGAAUUCCUACCAUUUCUUGCAACAUGUUACACAGCAAAUCAGAAUUCCAGUCAUUAUGAUGUGUGUUGAUCAAUCAACAACUCCAAGUCUAGUGAUGAAGGCGAUUGAAAAAGGUGCUUGUGGAUAUUGGAUUAAGCCUUUGAGUGAAGUUGCAUGGAAUAAUGUUCAUGGUAUCAACUACUUUAAUGAGCUCCAGACUGAUACAUCACUGGCUAUAGAAGCUAAACUUAUGAAAAGAUGGGAAUUUGACAAUAUUGCUCAAUCUGUAAGCUAUAUGUCUUCAUGGUUCUCAGGAACACUUUCGGAACAACUGCUUUUGAAAGAGCACCUGGAUUCUGCCUCAGGGGAAAUAUUUUAUGAUGCUAGUCGUAUUCUCUUGAGCGGUGAUCUUUCUGAGAGGCAAGCAUUAGUUGAGGCGGAAGGAAUUUCAAGUGACGUGUCUGUAUGUGAUAAAUAUCUUGCAAAGACAGCUGAACUACUUACAUCCAAAUGCAUGACAGGUUGCAACAGAACAGGAAAUAAAAACACAACCACUCAAUCGCCGUUUGAAUUUUGCAAUGUUCUUCAAAAGGGAAAGAAACGCCUGGGUCUGAAAGCCUUUGCCGAGACGUUUAAAGUAAUUGGCAACCCAUUGAAGCCAAUUUUGAAUUUGAGAAGAAACAUUGCUAUUCAUCAUCACUCACCCGGUAACCCAUCCAUCUUAUUCCGUAAAGGGUUUACGCAUCAAAGUCAAAGACAAUUUAUACCUACGAGUAAAUUUAGAGUUAUACGAGCUGUGGCAAUUCCACUUGAACCAGCUCCAGUGGAAUAUGCGGAGUACAGAAAAGAGCUAGCUGAACGCUACGAUUUUAACCAAAUCGGAGAACCGCUUCCGGAGACUCUUACGUUGAAGGACGUCAUCACUUCUCUUUCUAAGAAGGUUUUUGAGAUUGAUGAUGUGAAAGCAUGGAAAACUGUUUUGAUAUCAGCCACUUCGUAUACGUUGGGGCUUCUUAUGAUUUCUAAAGCACCCUGGUAUUUACUUCCUCAGGCUUGGGCUUGGACGGGGACUGCUGUAAAUGGGUUCUUUGUUAUAGGACAUGAUUGCGCUCACAAAUCAUUUUUAACAAACAAAUUGGUAGAAGACAUUGUUGGAACUCUGGCCUUUUACCACUAA
Messenger RNA from Vicia faba (fava bean), 1167 nucleotides. The record is from the annotation of a GenBank genome assembly. Lineage: Eukaryota; Viridiplantae; Streptophyta; Magnoliopsida; Fabales; Fabaceae.